Molecule: messenger RNA, 1313 nt
Organism: Ornithorhynchus anatinus (platypus)
Lineage: Eukaryota; Metazoa; Chordata; Mammalia; Monotremata; Ornithorhynchidae
Gene: CACNG4
Product: calcium voltage-gated channel auxiliary subunit gamma 4
Exons: 4
Coding region: 77-1117 (346 amino acids)
Biological process (GO): transmission of nerve impulse; neurotransmitter receptor internalization; positive regulation of synaptic transmission, glutamatergic
Cellular component (GO): voltage-gated calcium channel complex; AMPA glutamate receptor complex; postsynaptic density membrane
Molecular function (GO): voltage-gated calcium channel activity; channel regulator activity
Source: RefSeq, a predicted model, not a curated record
CCAGCGUGUCCCCGCGUGUCCGGGUCCGGGCGUGGAGGGGCGGUGGGGUCGCGGGGCGGACUAUGAGGCGCCCACCAUGGUGCGGUGCGAGCGCGGGGUGCAGAUGGUGCUGACCACGGCCGGAGCCUUCGCCGCCUUCGCCCUCAUGGCCAUCGCCAUCGGCACCGACUACUGGCUCUACUCCAGCGCGCACGUCUGCAACGGCACCAACCUCACCGCCGACGACGGGGGAGGACCCCCCGGAGGAGGAGGACCGUCCGGAGGAGGAGGAGGACCCGGAGGGGGAGCCCAGACCCGCCGCGCCCGCGGGGACCUCACACACUCGGGCCUCUGGCGCCUCUGCUGCAUCGAAGGGGUCUAUAAAGGGCACUGCUUCCGGAUCAACCACUUCCCAGAAGACAACGAUUACGACCACGACAGCUCCGAGUACCUCCUGCGCAUCGUCCGCGCCUCGAGCGUGUUCCCCAUUCUCAGCACCAUCCUGCUGCUGCUAGGGGGACUGUGCAUCGGGGCAGGGAGGGUCUACAGCCGCAGGAACAACAUCAUUCUCAGUGCCGGGAUCCUCUUCGUGGCCGCAGGCCUGAGCAACAUCAUAGGAAUCAUCGUCUACAUUUCCAGCAACGCAGGCGAUCCCAGUGACAAGAGGGACGAAGACAAGAAAAACCAUUACCACUACGGCUGGUCUUUCUACUUUGGAGCAUUGUCUUUUAUUGUGGCCGAAACCAUAGGCGUCUUGGCUGUAAACAUAUACAUAGAAAAAAAUAAAGAGUUGAGAUUUAAGACCAAACGGGAGUUCCUUAAAACUUCUUCCUCUUCCCCUUAUGCCAGAAUGCCGAGUUACAGGUACAGGAGGAGGAGGUCAAGAUCAAGUUCUCGGUCCACGGAGCCUUCUCCCUCCCGGGACGUGUCUCCGGUUGGCAUGACGAUGGCAGGCUCCAUGCCCAUGGGAGAGUUUUCCAUGUACACCCUGUCCAGAGAACCCUUGAAAGUCACCACGGCGGCCAGUUACAGCCCGGACCAGGAAGCCAGCUUCUUACAGGUCCACAAUUUCUUCCAGAAGGAACUCAAAGAAGGGCUUCACGUCAGCAUGCUCAACCGGCGGACGACGCCAGUUUGAGGGGACAGCCCCUUUUGUUACCUGUUCGCCUCCUCCCAGAAUGGAACUUUGCUCAAAGGAAAGGUGACUGGUUUUUAAGGAAAACGCAAGCCCCUCACUCGUGGAUUCUCCCCUUAAAGAAACCUGAUACUGGAAGAGCAAACGGAUUUAUGAAUCAGUGACUGAUUUUCAGGGAAGAGGGAGUCUGUGGCUCAGG